UAAAGGCUUUUUAAAAAAAAAACAUUUAAACGGUCUAGCGCAAACACAAUAGGGAAACCAGGAAAUGCAACCUUGGGUAAUAUUCCCACAUUGUUGUUCGCUUUUAUAGAGGUGUCACUAUUUCGGUUUGAGAGUUUCCGUCUGGAACUGAUAGAGGAACCGAUGGGAGCUAUUUGCAAUGCAGUGUUGUCAUGAGUAGAAACCACUGGGUUUCGUUGUGUGCUUGUCAGUGUGCGAACUUCGGGAGACGGAGCACUGACACGGACACGAAUGAAUGCGCUGUCCACUGAAGUUGCAAUGUAUUCUGAUGAGGAUAACCAGAAUUAUGAGGACUGGAUGUCAAGUUUGCCCGAGGAGUUGUGGGAUGUGCCUCUUUCAAGUCUUGCCAUACCAGGAAGUCAUGACGCUAUGAGUUACUCCCUGGACAUCAACUCUCCUCUGAUCCGCUCUGAGUCCGACACCUUUAGACUCCUGGAUGGUCUCUUCUACUGCCUCACCAGACCUGCUAUCUACAGGUGGUCUACCACACAGGGAAAAGGUAUUGUGGAGCAGCUUUCAGAGGGGAUUCGAUACUUCGACCUCAGAAUCGCCCACAAACCGUACGACCCGUCCAACGAACUGUAUUUUACACACGUCAUUUACACUCAUCUGACAGUGGUGGAAACUCUGAGGGCCGUAGCCUCGUGGUUGGAGUCUCACUCCAAGGAGGUUGUUAUCCUAGCAUGCAGUCACUUUGAAGGACUCACCGAAAGACUACAUGAACAUUUAAUUUUCUCCCUGAAGAAAAUCUUUGGGUCUAAACUCUGUCCUCGCAAGGAGACAAUGGUGACCCUGCGUGGUCUGUGGGCAAUGGGUUACCAGGUACUGCUGUCGUAUGAUGACCAGUCAGCAGCACGACACCAGGCUCUGUGGCCAGGUAUACCGUACUGGUGGGCCAACCAAAACACAGCCAGCGGCGUGGUCAGCUAUCUGGACUGGCAGAAAGACAUAGGACGCCCAGAUGGUUUCUUUGUGUCCGGUCUGAACCUGACGGCUGACCGCUCCUACAUCGCGCUACACCCCCGGCAGUCCCUGCAGACCCUAACCCUGGCUAACUGGAAGGAGCUGAGGUCGUGGCUGGAGCAACAGGUCCCUGGACCACACUCUAACAACCUCAACAUCAUAGCAGGAGACUUUAUAGGACCUGUCCCCUUCUGUCCUCUAGUCAUCAACCUCAAUAGAAAACUGUUACGGCAGCAGAGGAAGGAUCAGAGGACUCUUAAAGCAGAGGACAGAUCAGAGGACUCUUAAAGCAGAGGAUUCAAAGAGAACAGGAAACUGCUACGUCAGCAAGGUUACGACAACCAGUCAUUAUUUGGUUUCACUGGGAAUCAUACUGACCAUAGAAAGUCAUUCCAAUAGAAGCCCUAGAUACUUCAGAAAUGAUUCACACCCUUUGACUUUUUACACAUUUUGUUACAGCCUGAAUUUAAAAUGGAUUAAUUUGAGAUUUUGUGUCACUGGCUUACACAUAAUUCCACUUUGACAUUAUGGGGUAUUAUGUUUUUAGAAAUUAAUUAAAAAUGAAAAGCUGAAAUGUCUUAAGUCUAUAAGUAUUCAACCCUUUUAUGUCAGGAGUAAAAUGUGGAGUAAGGAGUAACCGUGCUUAGCAAGUUGCAUAGACUCACUCUGUGUGUAAUAAUGGUGUUUAACAUGAUUUUUGAAUGACUACCUCAUCUCUGUACCCCACACAUAAAAUUAUCUGUAAGGUCCCUCUGUUGAGCAGUGAAUUUCAAACACAGAUUCAACCACAAAGACCAGGGAGGUUUUCCAAUGCCGACACCUAUUGGUAGAUGGGUAAAGAUAAAAAAACAGACUGAAUAUCCUUUUGAGCAUUGUGAAGUUAUUAAUUACACUUUGGGUGGUGUAUCAAUACACCCAGUCACUACAAAGACACAGGCGUCCUUCAUAACUCAGUUGCUGGAGAGGAAGGAAACCGCUCAGGGAUUUCACCAUGAGGCCAAUGGUGACUUUAAAACAGUUACAUGGCUGUGAUAUGAGAAAACAGAGGAUGGAUCAACAACAUUGUAGUUACUCCACAAUACUAACCAAAAUGACAGAGUGAAAAGAAGGAAGCCUCUACAGAAUAAAUGAUAUACCAAAACAUGCAUCCUAUUUGAAAGAAGGCACGAAAGUAAAACUGCCCCAAAAAAUUGGCAAAAUAAAUGAUCUUUAUGUCCUGAAUACAAAGCGUUAUAUUUUGGGCCAAUCCAACACAUCACUGAGUACCACUUCAUAUUGUCAAGCAUAGUGGUGGCUGCAUCAUGUUAUCGGUGUGCUUGCCAUCGGUAAGGACUAGGGAGUUUUUAUGAUGAAAAGAAACGGAAUAGAGCUAAGCACAGGAAAAAUCCUAGCGGAAAUAUCUGGUUGUCUGUUUCCAACAUACACUGAGAGAUGAACUCACCUUUCAGCAGGACAACAACCUAAAACACAAGGCCAAAUGUACACUGGAAUUGCUUACCAAGAAGAUGGUGAAUAUUCAUCAGUGGCCUGGUUACAUUUUGGACUUAAAUCGUCUUAAAUCUAUGGCAAGACUUAAAUGGCUGUCUAGCAAUGAUCAACAACCAACUUGACAAGAGUUUGAAGAAUUUAAAAAAUAAUCAUGUGCAAAUAUUGUACAACCCAGAUGUGGAAAACUCUUAGAGACCCAGAAAGACUCACAGCUCUUAGAGACUUACCCAGAAAGACUCACAGCUCUUAGAGACUUACCCAGGAAGACUCACAACUCUUAGAGACUUACCCAGAAAGACUCACAGCUCUUGGAGACUUACCCAGAAAGACUCACAGCUCUUGGAGACUUACCCAGAAAGACACAGCUCUUAGAGACUUACCCAGAAAGACUCACAGCUCUUAGAGACUUACCCAGAAAGACUCACAGCUCUUAGAGACCCAGAAAGACUCACAGCUCUUAGAGACUUACCCAGAAAGACUCACAGCUCUUAGAGACCCAGAAACACUCACAGCUCUUAGAGACCCAGAAAGACUCACAGCUCUUAAGAGACUGACCCAGAAAGACUCACAGCUCUUAAGAUACUGACCCAGAAAGACUCACAGUUCUUAGAGAUUUACCCAGAAAGACUCACAGCUCUUAGAGCCUUACCCAGAAAGACUCACAGCUCUUAGAGACUUGCCCAGAAAUACUCACAGCUCUGAGAGACUCACCCAGAAAGAUUCACAGCUCUUAGAGACCCAGAAAGACUCACAGCUCUUAGACUCACCCAGAAAGACUCACAACUCUGAGAGACUUACCCAGAAAGACUCACAGCUCUUGGAGACUUACCCAGAAAGAUUCACAGCUCUUGGAGACUUACCCAGAAAGACUCACAGCUAUUAGAGACUUACCCAGAAAGACUCACAGAUAUUAGAGACUGACCCAGAAAGACUCACAGCUCUUAGAGACCCAGAAAGACUCACAGCUCUUAGAGACUGACCCAGAAAGACUCACAGAUGUAAUCGCUGCCAACGGUGAUUCGAACAUGUAUUGAGUCAGGGGUGUGAAUACAUAUGUAAAUGAGAUAUUUCUGUAUUUCAUUUUCAAUAAAUUUGCUAAAUAUUCUUAAAACAUGUGUUUAGUUUGUCGUUCUGGGGUAUCGUGUGUAGAUGGAUAAAACCAAUUAAUAACUGUUUUAUUCAAGCUGUAACACCGUGGAAUAAGGCACGGGGAAUGAAUACUUCCUGAAGCCACUGUACCUCAUACUUACACCCCUUAUUCCGCCUUUCAAUGCUAUGGAUUUUUCUACAGAAAAACUGUUACAUGACUCUUACAGUACAGGUCAAUAUUUUGUUUUAGGGAGUCAUUAAGCCCACAAAAAGUCAUUCCAAAAUAACCACUACAUAGGCUACCUCUUAUACAUUCGUUUUUCCUUUUUCUAUUCAAUGAAUUUUAAAAUACAGGAAUAUUCUACUUUUUACAGUGAUACGAUAUUCAAUGUAAGAGAUCAAAUGUUACACAUGCAGUGUUUCUCCACUAAUACAACCAGAUCAGGUGAAUGUUUCUCCACUGAUACAACCAGAUCAGGUGAAUGUUUCUCCACUAAUACAACCAGCUCAGGUGAAUGUUUCUCCACUGAUACAACCAGAUCAGGUGAAUGUUUCUCCACUGAUACAACCAGAUCAGGUGAAUGUUUCUCCACUGAUACAACCAGCUCAGGUGAAUGUUUCUCCACUGAUACAACCAGAUCAGGUG
Molecule: messenger RNA, 4225 nt
Organism: Salvelinus fontinalis (brook trout)
Lineage: Eukaryota; Metazoa; Chordata; Actinopteri; Salmoniformes; Salmonidae
Gene: plcxd1.2
Product: PI-PLC X domain-containing protein 1
Exons: 6
Coding region: 271-1290 (339 amino acids)
Biological process (GO): lipid metabolic process
Molecular function (GO): phosphoric diester hydrolase activity
Source: RefSeq, a predicted model, not a curated record